UACGUGCGGAAACGUCCUGCCUGCCACCAAUCAGUACAGGUGGUUGUGGUUCAUACGAAAACACCGUCUCCGUCUCCGCAUCCACCGCCGUACUAAUUUUUAGCCAAAGUUACCGUUUCCAUGACUUUACUGUGCCAGUAAAUUUAUAGUCAAUUAAACCAAACAUUCCGAAUUUAGACAAAGAUUUUUUGGUGUACAGACCGUCAAGUAGCCCAAUGGCUGGUUUAACAGAGGAGCGUUUGCGCGUGGUGGCGAUUAUUCACGCGCUCAAAGCUGUCGGUAUCCGCGUGAAAAACUGGAAGAACUUUCUAAAUGGAUAUUCAAACUGUGAACAAACUUUUAGUCAGGAGAGCGCGUCACAACGCUUUGCUUUUGGACGUGACAUGCUCUUGCUCCCACAACAUGAAAUGUCUGACAUGGGCGGUACAGUUCCUCAGUUUUUGGUGGAGGCCUGUGGGUAUCUGUCACAACAUCUGCAUACAGAGGGUCUUUUCAGGAAGACUGGAUCACUAAGUCGUAUUCGAGCUCUAAGGGCAGAUCUGGAGCAGGGAAAGCCAGUCUUCCUUCUCUCGCAUGCAGCCUUCCUGCAGCCCUGUGACGUUGCCUCUCUCAUCAAGCAGUUCCUGCGUGAGCUGCCAUCUCCACUCAUCCCUACAGACCUGCAGAUCCCUCUGAUUCAGGCCCAGGGGCUUGAGAUGACACAUGACCAGGAGGGAGCGAGAAAAAGAACAACUCUGCUCAUAACAGCUCUGUUUCCUUCAUCCCACGCACGUGCACUCAGAUACCUCUGCACCUUUCUGCGCCAAGUUGCAGAGAGAUGCAGUGAAAAUAGAAUGGAUGCUACCAGCCUGGCUGUUGUUAUUGCUCCUAACCUGCUUCAGUGUCCAGCACCACCUUGCAAACUCACUCUGGACACUGAGAAACAUUUAGACCAGCAGACAUCAGUGAUCAAAUCACUUAUUCUUCAUGCAGAUCGUAUUGGUGUUGUUCCAUCAUGUGUACUGGAGGCAUCAAAAACAACAGGAGGAGCCGAGGCACCCUCUCCUGCAGGUGGCGCUAUGUUUAGUAAGAGGACAGGACUCAGUGUUUACAGAAGUGUGAGACGACAACGGAGGCGAAGUGUUGGUGAAAUAUUCGUAGAUGCUUUUUCCAAAUUGAAGCCAUGUCGUACUCCCACUGGACCUCCAAUAGUCUUAGAUGUCACACCAGGAAAAGGUCAUUUGCGGUCUCUGCAUGACCUAAGAGAGGACACACCGACAACCAUCACCCAGCCACAAGAAUCUGCAAGCAGUCAUAGUCCCCUGGAAGAAAAGUGUAGUAAAGAAGAUCCCAUUCCCACCACUUCCAAGAAGAGAAACCACAUUAGAGAACAGCGGAAAUCGCUUAGGGCUCCAGCACAAGAAGAAAAUGUGCAUCAGAGAAAAAGAUCUCUCCGAUUUUUUGCUGUGUCCAGUGGCAACAACAGUAACCAUCUUUCAGUGACAUCAACACACAAAGACGCUGAAAACUGUGAAGAACACCAAAAACAGCCUGACUGUAAAAGUGGUUUACCACUUACAAAUGCUGAUGUAAAGAUACCACUUAUCCUCAUUGAUGGACCAGGAGGAGUUGUUGGGAAUGAGGUGGACUAUGACCCUGAUCUUCUCAACUGCAGUUUUGCAGAAAGCCCUAAUGACUGUCUGAACAUGGGAUUUGAGGUAUCUUGCAUUCAAAGACAGGACAGUGAGGAACCCUGUGAUGAUGAAUGUUGGACCGUGCUUGAAAAUGUGAACUUUGAGCAGUUAGGAGAAUGCAUGGUAAUACAAUCUGUCACUCAAAACAAAGGGUCUCCGAUAAAUGCAAGCACAGAAGUAGAGAAUGAGCCAGAGGUGAAGCAGCCUGAAGAGCAGCCGCGUAAAGAGUCCAAAAAAGUGAAGAAUUGCUCUAAGAACCGAUCUCAUCCUCGUAGAUCCAUAAGCCUACCUGAGGUGACGCUGGAGUCAUGUACUGAAGAGAUGCCUGAGUUGGAAAAGGAAGUUGGUAGAGCAGAAACUGAGAUGGAUAACAGGGUCUGGCCAAUGUUUGCAAGUCUGACCCUUUCAAAUGAGCAGGGAAAUGUAACCAUGGAGAAGAAGGUGGAUGUCAAAGAAAUGCAAGAGGCCAAAGUUAAAACUUUAAAGAAUUAUAAGCAAGAUAAGAUGGCAGAUUCAACUCUUGGGUUCAAAAGGCCCCAUCUGCGUCUGUCCAUGGCUGAGCGACUUAGGGGCUUUAGUGCUUUGACCUUGCUUCUUCGGACAUCACGGACAGCACCUCAGUUUCGGGAAAAACCACAGGAAUCCCUUCAAAGGGGACCCACACGUCUUCGGAGACAAGGUGCUCGACGGUUCGGUCGCUCUAUCAGUCACGAAGGAGUGUCAGAGAGACCACCAGAGCAGAGCCCUGUGGGAUCUCCACCAGCAAAUCAGGCUUUCAUAGGUAUACGUGACACUAGCCCUGAUUCAGGUGUGGAGUCGGUCGAUCAUGAGCCGAUUACUGAUUUUAAUCAUCAAGAGGUGUGCAAGAUGUCACAAAGUUCCCCUAAUGUUCAGCUGACAAAUGAUGUGGAAGUGUAUCCAGUUUUGCCCACAACAGACAAAACUGAAAAUCAGUUUCUCUGCAGGCAAACAGAGCAGGAUGACGAGGAACUUGAUCUUCUUAAACUAUUGGAUCAGAAGUGCCACAUUGGUGGUCAUGAGCAAGACGAUCAUCAAGAUUCAAAUGUUCCUGCAGAAGUUCUUACACCUGGUCUUGCAUCUCCAAUGUUCUUCCAGCAGAUGGUGCCAUUGAAUCUCUUCAAAGACACAAGCUCAGUCGAAGACUUCAAAACGGAUCAAGUCUCUCUGAAUGAAAGUGACAAGGAAACCCCCUCAUGGCUGAAUGCCAGUCCUCCAUUUGGGUUUCCACCUUUUGCUGCUUUGUCACUUGAUGGUGUGAUUUCUGAAGAUGACUCCAGUAAAAGGGUGCCUUGCAAUCUGUCCCCUUCAGCCUUUCAGUUCAGGCGUCCGACCGCAAGGAGGCACUACAGAGACUCUCCCCGCUGGCCCUGGCAUGAGGUGCGAAUGUCUGCUUGGAACCCGUUGCCACUUUAAAAGUUUAGUUCUUUAAUUUUUAUUGGUUAAAUAAAUAUCAGUUCCCAAUGACUGGGAUCUGAAACUGGUUUGUGUAAUCAUUUA
Messenger RNA from Sinocyclocheilus rhinocerous, 3191 nucleotides. RefSeq lists its product as uncharacterized. The transcript has 13 exons. Lineage: Eukaryota; Metazoa; Chordata; Actinopteri; Cypriniformes; Cyprinidae. The record is from RefSeq and is a predicted model, not a curated record. Bases 216 to 3107 code for a protein of 963 amino acids. Gene Ontology annotation, molecular function: GTPase activator activity. Gene Ontology annotation, biological process: signal transduction.